This is a messenger RNA of Wallemia mellicola CBS 633.66, 1979 nucleotides long. Its product is annotated as P-loop containing nucleoside triphosphate hydrolase protein. The record is from RefSeq and is a predicted model, not a curated record. Bases 92 to 1966 code for a protein of 624 amino acids. Gene Ontology annotation, molecular function: ABC-type transporter activity; ATP binding; ATP hydrolysis activity. Lineage: Eukaryota; Fungi; Basidiomycota; Wallemiomycetes; Wallemiales; Wallemiaceae. The transcript has 4 exons. Gene Ontology annotation, cellular component: membrane.
GUUGUAUUGAUAGGCUGUAAGAUACUGUAGAUUAACAGAAAAGCAGUCCAAUGGUGUACCCACACCUGCAUCAUUAUACCCACCAGGCCCUAUGCGCGAGAAACACAAGCUAAGCUGGUCAGAUUUAGGUUUUAAGACGAAUGGGAAGAAGUCAAAAACUAUACUAUCUGAACAGAAUGGCACUAUCUACUCAGGGGAAAUGAUGGCUGUAUUGGGACCUUCAGGAGCUGGUAAAUCUACAUUUUUGGACGUUAUAAGUAAAAAAGCUAAAGGUUCUCCUGGUACUAUCAUAUCAUUUAAUGAUGAUCCUAAAUUUGAUAUGAGAGAACUAGCACAAUAUGUUGAACAAGAUGAUGCUCUUAUUGGAGUUUUAAGUGUACGUGAAACUAUCGAAUUCGCCGCAAAAUUGAGUUUACCAACGAAUAUAACAAGAGGAGAGCUAUUAAAAAGAGUUGACGUUACAAUGAAAUCUCUCGGUAUUAGUGAAAUUGCGAACAAUAGAAUAGGGACACCAAUACAGAGAGGUAUUUCAGGAGGACAAAAAAGGAGGGUAACAAUAGCAUGUGCAGUUGUAUCGCACCCUCGUAUACUUUUCUUAGAUGAGCCAACGUCAGGUUUAGAUAGUCAGACAUCACAGGAAGUUAUGCAAUCAAUAAAGCAACUGGCCGUUGAGCAAGGUAUUAUAGUAUUGUGUACGAUACAUCAACCAAAAUGGGAGAUAUUUCAAAUGUUCGAUCAAUGUUUACUUCUUGCAUCAGGGAAGACAAUGUAUCAAGCGCCUACAAUUGAAUUGAUAAACUACUUUGAUUAUCUUGGAAAACCAUGUCCAGCAUAUACAAAUCCAGCUGAUCAUGCAAUUAGUCUAGUUAACACUGAUUUCUCAAAUAAGAAUCCGGGAUUUGAUAGUGAAAAAUAUCUAACUGGUUUAUCACAAAAAUGGAAAUCAUAUUCACGGAAUGGAUCAGGUAGUACCGCUGAAUUAAAGGAUGAUUAUACAGAUAUGAAAACACCUAGAACACCAGCAGAAUCACUUUUUACAAAUAAAUCAAAUAGUCCUUCAACUAUGAUUAUGAGAUCAAGAACAUCAGAUUUCUAUAAUUGGUGUUACAAAGUUACAGUUCUUUGUCAUAGGUCACAGUUAAAUAGUCAACGUAAUUUACUUGCAUAUACAGCUAGAAUGGCAAUGUAUAUAAUGAUGGGUUUAUUAAUUGCAACUGUUUGGUUACAUCUAGGUACAAGUUCAGAUAAGAUCAAUGAAAGAUUAUCAAUACACUCCUUUGGUGUAACAUUUAUAGCUUUCAUGAGUGUUUCUGGAAUACCAUCAUUUCUGGAAGAAAGAAUGGUCUACGUUCGUGAAAGAGCUAACGGAUUAUAUGGACCUUCAGCAUUCUUAAUAAGCUCAACAUUAAUAACAAUACCAUUCGUAUUCGUUUGUUGCUCACUUUUCUUACUUAUUGUUUAUUGGGCAGUUGAUUUAAAACCUGGUGCUGAUACUUGGUUUAGAUUUUUAGCUUAUUACUUUUUGACGUCAUUCGUAGCAGAAUGUCAAUCAGUUUUAAUUGCAGCAUUAAUACCAGAUAACGUUGCAGCUAUUAGUUUAGGAUCAUUCAUAAAUGGAUUUUGGAUGUGUGUUCAAGGAUAUUUCAUCAGAACACCAAAUCUACCAAAAUUCUAUUAUUAUUUCGUGCAUUGGAUCUCAUUUCAAACGUACGGAUUUGUUUUAAAUACGAAGAAUGAUCUGGAGGAUGUUUUAUUUAGCUGCACACAAUCAUCUGAAGGUCAAUGUCAAUGCUCAUAUCCUUCUUCCUUACAGCAAAAAGGUAUUUGUGCACUUCCAGGUGAAGACAUAUUAGAAUACCUUGAAAUUAAGGAUAAAAAUAAGGUUUUAUUCGCGUUCGCAAUGUUGAUCAUUGCAGUUGUUUAUCGUUUGUUGUUUUACCUUGUUAUACGAAUGACCAAAAAGUAAUGUAUGAAAUAAC